This is a messenger RNA of Vanrija pseudolonga, 2318 nucleotides long. RefSeq names its product Uracil catabolism protein 4 (gene URC4). The transcript is spliced from 8 exons. NCBI's taxonomy places the organism in Eukaryota, Fungi, Basidiomycota, Tremellomycetes, Trichosporonales, Trichosporonaceae. The record is from RefSeq and is a predicted model, not a curated record. The coding region runs from base 481 to 1866 and encodes 461 amino acids.
CAUCCAGCCGACCUGGCCGGGGUCACGGAUUCCACCCAUCGACACCCACCCACUCGUCCAUCGUCGCCGCCGCUCGGAACAACUCCACCACCUAGCAACUCAUUCAUUCAUCCAGUCGCUUCGAACUUAGACUUCACACGACGACGCGUGGUCACAUCGGUCUCUCUUGCUCGCUCGGUACUAGUAACAGCAACAUCGACGACAUCCAACGAUAACACACCCCCACACAGUAUACUCUGGCAUCACUCACUGACGACAUACCGCUCUUGGUCUCCUCUCCCCACGUCCGCCUUGUCCUCGUCUCCACAGCCACAGUUGCAUCCACACGCCUGCAGUCUUACCCAUUCUCACACUGCCCCCAUCUUCCCCCCAUCGCACUCGUGAGCGGCAGAUAUAACCAGUCUCGACGGCCUAGAUCAUAGACACGACCCAUCCACGUCGCUGUACGCGUUAUCUCCCCCUCCCCUGUCUCUCACUCGUAUGGCCCUUACGACCAACUCGACUCCGGCGGCGACGAGCACGACGACGACGACGCCACCCGUGGUGGCGUACCUCCGCUCCCUCGUCGCCGUUCGUGAGCGCUCAAAGCAGGUGUUCGACCUCGUGGUCCGCGACAAGGGCGACUACUGGAUCUGGCACCAGGACAAGCUCCAGACAGUCGUAGACUUCUGCGCCGGCCUGCUCGAGCGCGACUUUGGAACAAACUAUGAUAAGAUUCCUCCACACUGCCGCAAGAACCACUUUGUGACCCAGACCCCCAAGCCCAUCGACCGUAUCGCGCAGCUCCUCGAGAACCCGCAGUUCCCUUCCAAAGAUAAGCCCGUGGAGCGCGCAGCCGCCCUCAUCGACCUCUACAUCGUCUCGGUUCUGCUCGACGCCGGCGCUGGCAACACCUGGACCUACACGGAGCGCGAUGCGAACGGCAAGGUGACGUGGGAGGGCGGCCGCAGCGAGGCCCUCGCAGUGGCGAGCUACCACAUGUUCGUGAAUGGCGUCUUCUCGGCUGUGCCAGGUGACCCGCUGCGUGUGGAUGCCAAGGCGCUCCAGGCCCUCACUCCAGCGAUCCUCGGCGAGCAGUUCCAAGUGACCGCCGCGAACCCCAUGUCGGGUCUGGAUGGAAGGGCAAAUCUGCUGAUCCAGCUCGGUGGGGCGCUCGAGGCGCGUCCUGAUAUCGUGCGGUCAGGCCGCCCCGGUGACAUCCUCUACUACCUCCAGCCUACGCUCAAGACCGGCGGCCCCAAGCCCGUCCUCUCCCUCGUCACAUUCUGGGACACGCUCUUUUCUCUCCUUGCGCCCAUUUGGCCCUCGCGCACCACCUUGCCAGAAUACCCCGACGAGGUUCUCGGGGACGUGUGGUACUGCCCGUCGCUCGCACGCUCGCACGACGCCAUUGGUGACCAGCGAUUCGAGGGCGACGCCCUCGUCCCCUUCCAUAAACUCACCCAGUGGCUGUGCUACUCACUCCUUGAGCCGAUCGAGUCGGUCGCCGGCUGGCGUGUGGACCCUGGACCGGGGCAGACGGGCCUUCCAGAGUACCGUAACGGAGGUCUCCUGGUUGACCACGAGCUCCUGACCAUCCGCCCCGACUCGCUCCCGAACGGCGCCUACCCCAACGGCCGUGACGGGCUUCCUGUUCUCGCCCCCGGCCACCCCGCUGUUGUCGAGUGGCGCGCCGUGACUGUCAUUGCAUUGGACAAGAUCCACCAGGGCAUCUGCGACAAGCUGGGCCUCACUUCCGAUCAGCUCAACCUCGCACAGGUCCUCGAGGCCUCGACCUGGAAGGGCGGGCGCGAGAUUGCAAAGCUCAAGCGCCCAGAAUCUGGAGGCCCCCCCAUUGAAAUCAUUAGUGACGGAACCGUGUUUUAAACCCUCGUAUAAGGAGGAGGGAGCCACGGCUGCCGAUGUGAUGUACAAGCGCGAACAUUGGCUGGCAAGGUAGUCCACAGACGCUAUGCAAUGCGAUCAUCUACAUAUAUCCUCUGCCGAGCAGUACCUACUAUCUCGGCUGCUCACUAUGACGUAAAAUCGUGCUCUAACUGCUCGCUCGCUCACAUGUGGGCGUGGGGGUCUUCCUCACCCUUUUGGUCGGGGGUGACAGUGAUGCUGUCGUCGAUACGGAGCAAGCUGGUCGCGGCCUCGAGGGCGGCCUUGAGCGACUUGAUCUUGGACAUGGUAGGCUCCAGGACACCGGCGGCGCGGUUGUCGAUGACCUCGCCGUUGAGCAGGUCGAGACCGUAGAAGAUUAAGCCGCGCUUGGGGUCCUCGGGGCUAACCGACUGGGCGGCGUUGUGGUACGCGCGGAGCUUGGCGACGAGGUC